AUGUGUAAAAGUAAUUUUAUUUGUGGAAGCUGCAAUGGUGAUCAUCAUACUCUUCUUCAUAGGGAAAAGAUCCCUGCGAAGACAGUAAUAGUAAACAGUGAUGAAGACGACGAAGCAGUGUUGUCAACAGCAGUAGUGGAAGUCAAGGAUGGAAAUGGCCAUUGGAAAAAAUGUCGCGUUUUAUUAGACGGUGGGGCACAAGUCAACAUUAUUUCGAAAGAAUUUAGAAAUAAGUUGAAUAUAAAAGGUUGCCAAAUAAACAAAGAAGUGGAAGGUUUAGAAAGGAAAAAAUCUUCCAUAGAGGAAAAGGUUGGGAUAUCACUUCGAUCAAAAGUGACCCAAUAUAAACCAUUCCUUAAUGCGGUCGUCAUUGACAAAUUUGUGUCAAACGUACCAGGAACGCGAAUGUUGUUGGGAAAUUUUCCAUCUAAUAUUAAAUUAGCGGAUCCCAAAUAUAAUAUUCCACAAGGAGUGGAUUUAUUACUAUCUAAUCAAUUUGUGUUUGAUCUGAUUUGCGAUGGGCAAAUAAUUGAUAAAAAGACAAACACAAAGCUACGUAACACAAAGUUAGGUUGGGUAGCAUAUGGACUGAUGACAGCAAAUGGUUCCAAACCAGAAUCAAGUGUGGUCACAACAAUUCAAACAUCUUGUGAUGAAUUGUUACAAAAGUUUUGGGAAUUGGAAGAGGUUCCAAAAAUGAAUAAUCUCACAGUUGCGGAAAAGCAAUGUGAGCAACAUUUUGAAGAAAAUUUUAAAAGACUUACAGAUGGUAAGUUUGAAGUUAAACUUCCAUUUAAAGAUGAACAGAAUAAAUUGAGUAAUUUUACCAUAAUAGCUAAAAGAAGGUUCAUUGCUCUAGAAAGAAAAUUAGAGAAAAACAAAGAACUUAGAUUGGAAUAUAAUGAAUUUCUUAAAAAAUAUUUGGAAAUGGGUCAUAUGGAAUUGAUAAAUAAUAAUUCGUUUAUGAAUAGUGGGUAUUAUUUACCACAUCAUUGUGUACUUAGGCCAGAGAGUACAACAACUAAGUUAAGAGUUGUAUUUGAUGCGUCUUGUAAGACAACAACUAAUGUAUCGCUAAAUGAUAUCUUACAUACUGGUCCUAGGCUGCAAGAUCUUUUAAUAUUUUAUUAA
This is a messenger RNA of Lucilia sericata (common green bottle fly), 1131 nucleotides long. RefSeq lists its product as uncharacterized. The transcript has a single exon. Bases 1 to 1131 code for a protein of 376 amino acids. Lineage: Eukaryota; Metazoa; Arthropoda; Insecta; Diptera; Calliphoridae. The record is from RefSeq and is a predicted model, not a curated record.